GUUUUACACAGAGGCAAGUUAGUUCCGAAGGGCGGGUCCAUGACCGUAAAAGGGGCGGGAUAAAGCUGUGUUUACGUCCGGACAGUCAGCGAGAUGGGCGUGUCUUUAGAUCCGGUAGGCGGUGCGAGUAUUGAGAGUUGUUGUGGCGGCUGUGGGCGGGGUUAGAGGUGUGGGCGCGGCGAAUUUCGGUGACUGUCGGUACACCGGGGCUGGGGCGCUCGGUUAGCGAGGGUGGGGGGGGUCGGUGGCAGCAGGCACGGGCGGGGUGGCAUCCUGGUUGUGUGCCCGUGUUGAGUGCCAGGAGGAGGGCGCUGUGCAGGUUUCCGGGUCGCUGCUGUAGUUGUUCCGGGUGUCGGGGGCCCUGCCUGUGUGAGCCGGGCUGCGCUCCCCGGAGAAGGAGGAGAGCGAUGAGAGCCGGGCGUCGGUGACACGGAAGAUGCUGCCCGGGAGCCGCGACCGUCUGCAUGGACUGCGAUCAUAAGCGGGCACUAUGCAUUGGAUCAACCAGACAAGAGGUUGAAAAUCGGGUAGAGAAGCUCCGGUCCCGAGCCCACAAUGGGAAACGCCACUACCAAGUUCCGCAAAGCGUUGAUCAACGGGGAUGAGAACUUGGCCUAUCAAAUCUACGAGAGCAACCCUCAGCUGAAAGAGUCCCUGGAUCCCAAUACUUCUUAUGGGGAACCCUACCAGCAUAACACGCCGCUGCAUUAUGCCGCGCGCUAUGGGAUGAGCCGCCUCGUGAGGGCAUUUCUCUUCGGAAAGGAUGGAAACCCAAACAAGCGCAACAUUCACAAUGAGAGUUCUAUGCACUUACUCUGUAUGGGAUCCCACCUCAUGAUCUCAGAAGGUGCUUUGGAUCACCGCUUACCCCGGCUCGGAGACGAUGAUCGCAAGAGAUCUGAAUGUUUACGGAUGAUCCUAGAGUGGAAGGGGGCAAAACUUGACCAUGGGGAAUUCGAGAGAGCUGCUCUUGAUGCCACUGACAACAAGAAGAAUACACCCUUGCACUAUGCCGCUGCCUCAGGGAUGAAAAUUUGUGUAGAGCUACUGGUGAGAAGUGGAAGUAACCUUUUUUCUGAAAAUGACAAUAAGGACACCCCAUGUGACUGUGCGGAGAAGCAGCACCAUAAGGAUCUGGCUCUCAAACUGGAGUCUCAGAUGGUCUUUUCCCGAGACCCUGAAGCAGAUGACAUAGAAGCGGAGUAUGCUGCGUUAGACAAGAGAGAGCCGUAUGAAGGGCUGCGGCCUCAGGAUUUACGGCGGCUAAAGGACAUGCUGAUCGUGGAGACAGCGGACAUGCUGCAGGCCCCUCUGUUCACCGCUGAGGCAUUGCUGCGGGCACACGAUUGGGAUAGGGAAAAGUUACUGGAAGACUGGAUGUGCAGUCCGGAGAAUUGCUGCCAACGAUCAGGCGUCCAGAUGCCAACCCCGCCGCCCAGCGGAUACAAUGCCUGGGACACGCUCCCUUCUCCACGUACGCCACGUACCACUCGUUCAUCGGUCACCUCCCCAGACGAGAUCAGUCUGUCUCCCGGGGACAUCGACAUGACUCUGUGUGGUAUCUGUAUGUGCAGCAUCUCUGUAUUUGAGGAUCCAGUGGAGAUCCCAUGCGGGCAUGAAUUCUGCAGGACAUGCUGGGAGUCGUUUCUGAACCUUAAAAUCCAGGAGGGGGAGGCUCACAACAUCUUCUGUCCAGCCUAUGACUGUUUCCAGCUGGUUCCAGUGGAGGUGAUAGAAAGUGUGGUGUCUAAGGAGAUGGAUAAGCGCUACCUCCAGUUUGACAUAAAGGCAUUCGUUGAAAACAACACUGCCAUCCGAUGGUGCCCGACGCCCGCCUGCGAGAGGGCGGUGAGGCUAAAGAAGCAGGGAAACAAUACGUCCGGUUCGGACUCCCUGAACUUUCCUCUGCUGCGAGCUCCGGCUGUGGACUGUGGGAAAGGACAUCUGUUCUGCUGGGAAUGUUUAGGAGAGGCCCACGAACCGUGUGAUUGCCAGACGUGGAAGAACUGGCUCCACAAGGUGUCUGAAAUGAAGCCCGAGGAGUUGGUCGGAGUGGGCGAAGCUUUCGAGGACGCUGCUAAUUGUCUCUGGUUAUUAACAAACUCAAAACCUUGCGCCAACUGCAAGUCUCCCAUCCAGAAGAAUGAGGGCUGUAACCAUAUGCAGUGUGCCAAGUGCAAGUACGACUUCUGCUGGAUUUGCCUGGAGGAAUGGAAAAAACACAGCUCCUCCACCGGGGGCUAUUACCGCUGCACGCGCUACGAGGUCAUAAAUCAGGUGGAGGAGCAGUCUAAGGAAAUGACCGUGGAGGCUGAAAAGAAACAUAAAAGAUUCCAGGAGUUGGACAGAUUUAUGCACUAUUAUACAAGAUUUAAGAACCAUGAACACAGCUACCGGCUAGAACAGCGUCUUCUAAAAACGGCCAAAGAAAAGAUGGAGCAGCUGAGCAGAGCUCUUAGUGAAGCGGAGGGCGGCAGCCCAGACACCACAUUUAUUGAAGAUGCUGUACACGAGCUCCUCAAGACCAGGCGCAUCCUCAAGUGUUCUUAUCCCUACGGUUUUUUCCUGGAGCCCAAAAGCACAAAAAAGGAAAUUUUUGAGCUAAUGCAGACGGACCUUGAAAUGGUGACUGAAGAUCUGGCCCAGAAGGUGAACAGGCCUUACUUGCGCACCCCCCGCCACAAGAUCAUUCGGGCAGCGUGUCUGGUACAGCAGAAACGUCAGGAGUUCCUGGCCUCCGUGGCACGUGGUGUGGCUCCCGCUGAUUCUCCUGAAACGACAAGACGAAGUUUCGCUGGAGGAACAUGGGACUGGGAGUAUUUAGGAUUUGCCUCCCCAGAGGAAUAUGCAGAAUUCCAGUAUCGGAGAAGGCACAGGCAGCGCCGACGCGACUUGCACAGUAUGAGGAGCAACACUCCUGAUCCGGACGAUCACAUGGAAAACACCUUGGAUGCCCUGGAGGUUCGUGGGAGCAGAAGACACGGCACUUCCACGGCCCUUAGCUCGCUAGAUGAUGAUGACCCCAACAUCCUUCUGGCCAUUCAGUUGUCUUUGCAGGAGUCCGGCCUCGAUGUUGACGAAGAAACAAGACAGUUCCUCAACAACGAGUCGUCGUUAGGAGCCAUAGGUUCAUCUCUGCCCACCAGGCUGGACCCUUCACCAAUAAGCAUGGAGAACCCAAGGUCGGCACUCAGUAGUUCAGAACUACUAGAACUGGGUGAGAGUCUGGUCAGGCUGGGAACCAGCAAUGAUCCUUAUAGAUCAGACCGAAUACAUUCACACUCAUUCACCGAUGCCCCAACCUCCAGUAGUGACCUUGAUUCUUCUAGUCAAGAUCCCAACAUGAGUGAAAACCUUCUUGGAAACAUUAUGGCUUGGUUCCAUGACAUGAACCCUCAAAGCAUUGCUCUCAUUCCUUCUAUGAACUCGGAAACUGACGUUGACCUACCACCGGCGAGUGUCGGCGAACAUCCCGCGCCCGACAUGACCGAGGACCAUGCACUUUUUCAGGAUGCACUAAUUCACGAAGACCCUGAACCGCAAACAGAUGAAACGACUUCCGAGGAGACGGCACCACAGGCCGACGGAGCGUCGCAGAGCGACGAACACAACGCGAACGACGUCACGAGCAGUCUGACCAGUUCUGAAGAUAUCUCCAGUAGAACUCCUGAACCUUCUUCCACUGAAUGGGUUGAACAAGUCCAUUUGGUAUGAACACAAGCAACCAAACUUAUCUAGUAGUUACCACACCCACCUCCGAUGAAAACGCCGUUACCGACCACCGCAAGGAGAUGCAUAACGGUUUUUGGAUUUCCAGAUUUUGAAAACCGACUUGAACUUUGGUCUUUUCUGCAUUUAAUGGAGUUUGAUUGCCUUUUUUUUUUUCUUCAAUUUUUUCCAAGAAAUUAGUAGGGUGGAAUCUGAUCUUCUAAUAAAAUGCAGUCAUGAUGUAGCCUUAGUUUGGAAACAAUUACGUUUUUUUUGUUUUUUAAUUUAUGUUUUUAGACAAAAAAAAAAAAAAUCAAUGGUUGUACCUCAACGGUGCGGAAGUACGUGUCACUCCUUGUUUUGUACGAGAAGACUUGAUGUGGCCGGAGCCUACACAAUGUGUUCGGUGAUGUCACAACGUUGUAGGUGAUGUCACUCCUCCUGUUUUGUGUGUCCAAGAGACGGUGAAAUAAUUGAUCUUGUGCCAUGAUGGCGUCGAGUAUGAAUUGUAUUUUGUCCAGAUAAAGUGGAUCCGUUGGACCAUGUGUGAUCAGAACUGUGUGAUUAUUUUUUUUUUUUUUUAAGACAUUUUUUCUCUUCGCUCUCUGGAUCCAGUGAGAUUAUAAUUUCAGGAUCCGUUUUUUUU
This is a messenger RNA of Bufo bufo (common toad), 4354 nucleotides long. It is a transcript of the gene ANKIB1, whose product is annotated as ankyrin repeat and IBR domain containing 1. The transcript is spliced from 20 exons. Bases 556 to 3714 code for a protein of 1052 amino acids. Gene Ontology annotation, biological process: ubiquitin-dependent protein catabolic process; positive regulation of proteasomal ubiquitin-dependent protein catabolic process; protein polyubiquitination. NCBI's taxonomy places the organism in Eukaryota, Metazoa, Chordata, Amphibia, Anura, Bufonidae. The record is from RefSeq and is a predicted model, not a curated record. Gene Ontology annotation, molecular function: ubiquitin protein ligase activity; zinc ion binding; ubiquitin conjugating enzyme binding. Gene Ontology annotation, cellular component: ubiquitin ligase complex; cytoplasm.